Messenger RNA from Phalaenopsis equestris, 2208 nucleotides. Its product is annotated as mannan endo-1,4-beta-mannosidase 1-like. Bases 736 to 1998 code for a protein of 420 amino acids. NCBI's taxonomy places the organism in Eukaryota, Viridiplantae, Streptophyta, Magnoliopsida, Asparagales, Orchidaceae. The record is from RefSeq and is a predicted model, not a curated record. The transcript is spliced from 5 exons. Gene Ontology annotation, molecular function: hydrolase activity, hydrolyzing O-glycosyl compounds.
UUACAUCCACUGCACUGAUUUUACAUAUGUCACACCAAAAGUUCAAAUUUUACACUUUCAGCACCUAAAGGUUCAAAAUGAAAACAAAAAAUAGCACCCCUCCCUACCUCCGUCUUCCCACCCAACCCCAAUAGCUUGCUUCGCUUGCAAUCCCAUCGGUUUUCUCCGGCGGUGCGAUGGGGACACAGCAGGUGAGGCGGUUGUGGCUCAGGUCUAGGAACUCAAGCCGCUUCAGAUGGGCAAAGUCAGCUGGAAUCGGUCGAGCUCAGCUAGCCGUUCGAUCUCGGGCGUGGGAUGCCACCCAGGAGAUGACUGCCGCUCAGAUCUAGAAGCUUCAAACAAUAGAGAUCCCCAAUGGGAGCAGUAACCAAUCCUCGCAAGCGACUUCUCCAUAAGAUGAGCUGCUCAAGAUUGCUAAGUUGGCCAAUUCCCACGGAAUCACGCCGGAGUUUCGUAUCAGAGAUUUUGAAGAGCCUAAGGUAUACUACUCCGGCGACAGAGAAGUUACAGAAGAUACUGUGUGAAGCGGCAGGCGAGGCAUCAUGUAACGUCGUUAAUAAGAUGUUGUUUGUGUAAAAUUUGAUGUUUUGGUGUCAAAUUUGUAAAAUCAAAAAAAUCUUCGGAUACUUUCACGCGCAGGCGCAAUCAAUCCCCACCUCUGGGCAGUAAGAGAACACAGAAAAAAACAAUACUAGAAAGACUCGUCCCUUGUCUUGGGAGAAUUGAGGUAAAAUCAUGAGACUUACUAUUCUUCUCGGAGUUUUCUUGAUUCUUCUCUCUAGUCAGAAUCUGCAAGCUCAAGCAGCGGACAGUUUCAUCAGUACAAAUGGAUUGCAUUUUACGCUUAACGGCAGCCUGUUCUUCUCCAAUGGAUUUAAUGCGUAUUGGCUCAUGAUCGUGGCAUCCGAUCCGUCUCAGAGGGACAAGGUCUCCACUGCCUUCAAAGAAGCUUCCAUCAAUGGACUCACUAUAGCCAGACCGGGGGCUUUCAAUGACGGCGGUAGCAGCGCCUUGCAAUACUCUCCCGGAUCCUACAAUGAACAUAUGUUCAAGGGCUUGGAUUUUGUGAUUUCUGAGGCAAGAAGAUAUGGUAUCUGGCUUAUUCUUAGUCUCGUGAAUAACUAUGAUAACUUUGGAGGGAAGCCGCAAUAUGUUCAGUGGGCGAGGAAUCAAGGAGAGAGCAUUGGAUCUGAUGAUGAGUUCUUUACUAAUAAUGUUGUUAAAGGUUACUACAAGAAUCACGUUAAGUCUGUGCUCACACGAAAUAACACCCUAACCGGUGUUGCUUAUAAGGAUGACCCCACAAUCUUUGCCUGGGAGCUCAUGAAUGAGGCCAGAUGCCCUUUAGAUACUUCUGGAAAAACUUUACAGGCAUGGAUCGCUGAAAUGUCUGCUCAUGUGAAAUCCAUAGAUAGUAAUCACUUGCUUGAGGUUGGCUUGGAAGGAUUUUAUGCGUCCUCAUCACCUUCAAAGUUGCCAAAAAAUCUUACUGGGUUCCAAGUGGGAACUGACUUCAUCUCCAAUAAUCAGAUUUCAAGAAUUGAUUUCGCCACACUUCAUUCAUAUCCAGAUCAAUGGAUUCCAAACUCCAGUGAUCAUGCUGAACUUCAAUUCUCGAACAACUGGCUUGAUGCCCACAUAAGAGAUGCCAACAACAUUCUCCAUAAGCCGCUUCUUAUAGCUGAGUUUGGCAAAUCCAUGAAGGAUCCUGGGUACAACAACUCCAAAAGAGAUGCUCUUUUUCAAGCAGUCUACUUUAAAGUCUACCAGUCUGCAAGAAGAGGAGGAGCAGCAGCAGGUUGCCUCUUCUGGCAGCUCCUUGUUGAGGGCAUGGACUCGUUAAAAGAUGGCUAUGAGAUUCAAAUGAAUGAAACUCCGAUGACGACAAGAAUUAUACAUAGCCAGUGUGGUCGGCUUCAGCACCUCACAAAAUUGUAUGCAAAGAAAAGUAGACAUUGCAAGGCUAGAGAAGCCAAAGGCCAUGAGAAAUGCAGCUGAUACGCGUUAACAAAAUUCAGCUGCGUGAUUUUAGGCUGCUGUUAAAGUUGACAGUGAUACCGUUUUAAGGUGGCUAAUAUUUUUCUUUAAGGCAUUCAAUUCAUCUUCUAGAAAAUAUGAUUACUUAUUGCUUUUGAUUAUAUGAACAAUUGGGAUGUUAUGUUUUGCUAAGAAAUAUGUUAUCAAGUACAAUUGAUUUGCGAUUCUAUA